Molecule: messenger RNA, 4211 nt
Organism: Cydia fagiglandana
Lineage: Eukaryota; Metazoa; Arthropoda; Insecta; Lepidoptera; Tortricidae
Gene: rl
Product: mitogen-activated protein kinase ERK-A
Exons: 8
Coding region: 291-1382 (363 amino acids)
Biological process (GO): protein phosphorylation; intracellular signal transduction
Cellular component (GO): nucleus; cytoplasm
Molecular function (GO): MAP kinase activity; ATP binding
Source: RefSeq, a predicted model, not a curated record
GUGUAUUCAUUUGUGGAGCGGUAACGGUACGUGCGGGAGUGUUCAUGAAGUCUUGCAAACGAGAAUGAUAAGCGAGUGACUGUGACAAGUGUACGGUUUGGUCGGGUAGUGGAUAAUGUAGGUCGGAUACGGUUUGUUUUGGUUAAUUAUUAGGUGUUUGAUGUAAAUUAAAACGCCGAGACUUGAUCAGUGUGUGGCCUCAUUUACGGAUGCUGAAGUUGGAAGAAGUGAGCGUGUGAGGUACUUUAAAGUAAACAGUUUGUGUUCCCGCUUACUGAAAGUGCAUCGUGAUGGCUGAAGGUGGAGCAACGAGCACCAACCCCAACGCGGAGAUCGUGCGAGGCCAGGUCUUCGAAGUGGGGCCUCGCUACGUGAACCUGCAGUAUAUCGGCGAAGGCGCCUACGGGAUGGUUGUAUCGGCCUUCGACAACGUGAAAAAAACGAAAGUCGCCAUUAAGAAAAUAUCGCCAUUCGAGCAUCAGACCUAUUGUCAGAGAACCUUAAGAGAAAUCAAAAUCCUUACACGGUUUAAGCAUGAAAACAUAAUCGACAUUCGGGAUAUUUUAAGGGCGGAUUCUAUUGAUCAAAUGAAGGAUGUCUACAUUGUGCAGUGCUUAAUGGAAACAGACUUAUACAAAUUGUUAAAGACACAGAAAUUAAGUAACGACCACAUCUGUUAUUUCCUAUACCAAAUACUACGAGGGCUGAAGUACAUUCACUCGGCGAACGUUCUACACAGGGACCUCAAGCCCUCGAACCUGCUACUUAACACCACAUGCGAUCUGAAGAUAUGCGACUUCGGGCUGGCGCGAGUGGCAGACCCUGACCACGACCACACCGGCUUCCUCACGGAGUACGUUGCCACGCGCUGGUAUCGUGCCCCGGAAAUUAUGCUCAACUCCAAGGGCUACACUAAGUCCAUAGACAUCUGGUCAGUGGGCUGCAUCCUGGCGGAGAUGCUGUCCAACCGGCCCAUCUUCCCCGGCAAGCACUACCUCGACCAGCUGAACCACAUCCUGGGCGUGCUGGGCUCCCCCAGCCAGGAGGAUCUCGACUGCAUCAUCAACGAGAAGGCUCGUGGCUAUUUGGAGUCCCUGCCGUUCAAGCCGCGCGUGCCGUGGGUGGAGCUGUUCCCGGGAGCCGACGCGCGCGCCCUCGACCUGCUGCACCGCAUGCUCACCUUCAAUCCGCACCGGCGGAUCACCGUGGAGGAGGCGCUCGCGCACCCCUACCUCGAGCAGUACUACGACCCCAAUGACGAGCCAGUAGCAGAGGAACCGUUCCGCUUCGCGAUGGAGCUGGACGACCUGCCCAAGGAGACCCUCAAGAAGUACAUCUUCGAGGAGACUCUACUCUUCAAGCAACUCAACGAAGACGCGUAGGCGACUAGCUAACCCACUGUCCUAAAAAGAUCUACUUUGUCCUCUGUGUAUGGUAAGCGAUCUUGGCCUUUGUAUCGAUGGAAUAAGGAUGAUAGUAUCUUAAUUUUGAUGGUUCCUAGUUCAUUUAACUAUCCUUGGACUGAUGAGGCGAUUAUUCCUACAUCAUAUGUAAUGUAAGGGAAACCGGGAGACGUGAAUCUUUAACGGAACAGCCAUAGUAUUUGCGAUGAUGUCUAUGAUAUUUUAUCAUUACAAAAAAAAAACUGUUUUCCCGGAUUUCCCUUACACCACGUGAUUGUAAACGUGGUCUAUCAAUCUACGGCAUUCGCUCACUGUUUGCGAACUGAUAAGAAAUAAUCAGUACGUUCAUUAUUUGACAACGCGAAGAUAAUCCAGCGGUGACCGCCAGAUAUCUUAUCAGAUAGCGUUACCGCGAGAAUUCUAAAUUACAGAGAAUCGUAACAGGAAAAUGAAAGGCUUUGUAAGAGCAGACGGACAAUAGGUCUAAUUAUACGGACAGUGAAGUCAACGUAGUUUGACGUUAUCAAACGUAUAGUACACGCCGCCGGAUAACCAAAGCUACACUUCGACCGGCGGCCCAGCUUAAGCAUAACCAUGUCGUGCCGAGCCAAAACGGCUUAAUAAACCUCGCUAAAACGAACUAUACGAAAACCCAUAGGCCGAUUUGACUCAACACGGCUCAUUCAUUAAGUAUUGGACGUAGGACUCGACAACGAGUCGACGGGAUCAGUUGGUAUUAUACUGUAAGAUAGAUCGUAUAAAUGGGACAUCAAUGCUUUGCACACUGACACAAAGUUUGUGGUUAGAUCGCGACUUGCUAUUCCUUCUGUGAAAAAUAUUUCGGUCGAUAUUAGGACUUUUACCAGUGAGGGUUGCAUUCAAAUGAAGAAAAUAUGGAGUUAUCUUAUCUUGUCUUUAUAACAGUAUUCCAUUAAAAGAAUAUGCAUUUCAUCUCGGUAAAUUCAAUUGAAAUGCUUAUAUUUUUGAAAUAAUAUGAAUUCAGCGAGACAGAAUUGUAAUAAUCCAGUUACCUAGAAAUAUUGAAUAUGAAAUUUUAGAGGGGAAGAAGUUCUUGGUGUAAUAGCUGCGUUAGUUAAGCGCUUUAUUGUUUUACCAGAAGUUGACAGAGAGAUGAACGUUUUUGUUUUAUUAAAUUGACUUUGCAAAUAUUUCAAUUUUCAUACGGAAUUAUUACAUAACUACUCUUCUAAGAAUUUAAGGACAGCGAAAUACUAACAGCAUUGAAGUAAUAAAAAGAAAUGCAGGUCUAAAGAUUUGUUCUAGUGUUAAUACAUAUUGCUACAAAAAAAGCUUCUUUUUAGCAUUAUUUACAUAUGCAGAGCUUUUUUCUAAACACUUGCUGUCGUAUUGUCAGCUACUGAUGAACUGAUCAUUUAUGUGAUGUUAAGAGAAAUAGUUUUACUUGAAAUGUCUAAUACACAAGGGUACGUCGUCACGACUGGUUCAGAAUGUAGAAAAGUUGAAACAGUAUAAUGUAAAUGUAAGCGUAGAAACCUUAUAGGAUAUUAGAUAGGACUUUCCGAAAUUUAUAAACGUUAAACAUUAACAGUUGGUAUUUGGGUAUAUGAUGCAGAUACAGAGGUGAGGAGGGGGGUAUUGCAGUAUUACAACGUUUGCUGUGCAGAUGAUUUGAGCUGUAAGCAAGUAAAUAUAUGCUUUUUGUGCUCAUGGUUGGACUCGAUUUUCGAUAUAAUCACAAAAUAUUUGGCCGCGUAAAAGUAUAUCGUGCUUCAGAUAAUUGCGUUGCUACUUCGCAAAAAUUGUAAACUGAUACAUAUAAAUAAUAGGUAUAACUGUGUUAAAUGAUAUAAAAACGUACAUCAUGACAUCAUAAUACGGUUACAAAACAAUGCUGAUAAACACAGAUAUCUGCGUAUUUAAUUGGCAUCAUUUAUUACUAUAACCGUAUCUUUAUUGAAUACCCAAUUGUCGGGAACAGUAUGAUAAAAAAAUCUAUAUAGAUACGUCGAGUGACAUCUAUUUUCGAAGGGACAGAGGGCCUAAUGGCGAGAAAGUGUACAUAUUUUUGCAUUUCAAUAAAUGUAAUUUAAAGUUUCACCGAUUCAGACUCUCGAGCACUAGGUACUUUUAUUCUUCGAUUGUAUCGUGGUCUACUUUCGAAUAAUCGUAUCUCGUUGUCUACGGUGAAGGUAUUUGUUGAAAAACUUGCUUGUUCAAAUGGUUUAUCAUAAUAAUUAUCGUCUUCCUUGUAUUUGCAUGUUAGCGCACAACACUCUUCUAGAAUAGGCGAUUCAUAUCAAAUGUGUUUAAGAAAAUGUUUAUAAGAUGAUUGAAACUUGAGUUGAUGUGGCGCUUAGUGUCAAGUUUUUCAACGAAUGGUCGGCAUGGUGCAGUCGCAGCGGCGAGAGGGGUCUGUCUGUUGUUAUACUCUAUAUGUCUAUAAUGAAUAAUGAUGUUGUUAGUGUGCUCGGUAUGAAAUCUGGGCAUUGUCUCACUAAGACCAUAGUAAAAUGAAAAAGUAGGUCAUAACGCGCGCUGUCGUGUAUAUUUUGUUCAGUCCAUUGACGCCCAUUUUAGCCGCCUGUAGUAGACAAGCGCGAAAUGUGUUCAAAGUUUUAACGGAAAUGACCUUCUUUCCUCCUUUUACUAUGCUAAGGACUUUAAAGUUGUUGCGCGUUAAGAACAUUUGUCAUUCAAGAAGUGAAUCAUAUAAUGCAUUCAAAUAAUUUAAUGAGAUUAUAUCAAAUAAGAUCAUGAUGUUAAAUAGAUGUUGAUUUUAUCUGUCACUUACAGAUCUUCCAUACAGGUACAAUAUUAUUAACUACA